Molecule: messenger RNA, 1199 nt
Organism: Babjeviella inositovora NRRL Y-12698
Lineage: Eukaryota; Fungi; Ascomycota; Pichiomycetes; Serinales
Exons: 1
Coding region: 266-1006 (246 amino acids)
Biological process (GO): cytokinin biosynthetic process
Cellular component (GO): cytosol
Molecular function (GO): hydrolase activity, hydrolyzing N-glycosyl compounds
Source: RefSeq, a predicted model, not a curated record
GGCAAACCCCACCUGACGUAUUUGCAUAUAAAUAAGCGCAAUCCCCAAAGUUAUUACACGAUAGGAUUUCACUAGUCCAUAGACUAUUCCUUCAAAAGCUACACACGUGAAUCGUCACACUAGCUCAUCUCAAUCUCAGGUAUUUAGGCCCUGAUAUAAUCACAUAUACAUCAGACAACCACUGAAUCCUACAGGCGACCAAAACUGACAAGGACACUAAAAGGCCCAAAAGCACUAUACAAUCUACGACAAUAAAAACCUUAAUAUGCCAGUUAUCACCAAUCGAAACAUUGUUACCUCCAACAUUAACGAUGCUGCCUCUAAACACAAUCCAGCCAAGGUUGUGUGUGUUUACUGCGGCUCUGCUUUCGGCAACAACCCGAAGUUUGCCACCGAAGCUGCCAAGCUUGGAGAGCUUAUUGCGUCCAAAAACUGGGGGCUUGUUUAUGGUGGAGGCACCACCGGGCUUAUGGGCACCGUGGCCCGCGGUACCACCAGUCAAGGCGGCUACGUCCACGGGAUCAUUCCGCAGGCACUAAUUGCGCGCGAACGAGCCGACACCUCAAUCGAUGAAUUCAACGCGAGGGUCCAGGAAACAGUGGACAAACACGACGGAACCACCCCUGUGCCAGAGAUUUCCGAUUACGGCUAUACCACCGUUGUGAGUAACAUGCACUUGCGCAAGCAGAUCAUGGCUGAGGAGGCGGAAGCGUUUGUAGCGUUGCCGGGCGGGUACGGCACCUUGGAGGAGUUGAUGGAGGUUGUCACAUGGUCGCAGUUGGGUAUCCACCAGAAGCCGGUCGUAUUGUUCAAUAUGGACGGGUUUUACGACCUGUUUAUGGUGUUCAUCAAGAAUGCGAUAAAGUCCGGGUUUAUUUCUGAGAAGAGCGGAUCAAUCAUCGUGGUAGCUAAUACCGCAGAGGAAGUGAUCUCGGCGAUUGAGAACUAUGUCGUUCCGGAGGGGAGAUUCAAGUUGAACUGGGAUGAGAACAUCUCGAACAUUUAAGCCACAAGACUUUAUACGUCAUGCACUGACAGUAUUGCUAGCGCGGGAGAACGGACUCACAUUCCCCUCCUAUCGCUGGCUUACUUUCGGUACUUUUUUUUCAUCCUUUCGCAAAGGUUGCAAAAGACCAAAAUUAGGUAGCUUGCUAUAUAGAUGCCGGCUCAAUACAUAAGUAUCAUAGAUCGAUGCGCUG